UAAUUAUCUGCGCGUGUAGUCUGGAUAUUCUUCCAACUCGCAGUAGGCACCAAUCACGUGCGGGGUGUGAACGGGCUGCCCCACUCACUCCGUCCUCGUGGUAGAGCAAACACGUGAAGCUGGUACCUUCCAUUUCCGCCCUUUCUACUCCAUCCCACUCUCAAGAUACCGCGACGUUGCAAAAUCAACAACGAUCUCUGCGAGCUCGCGCAAUAAUGUCCGCCGAAGCUCAGGAUUUGGUUCCGUCAACAAACCAUGCGCCGGCAAGCGCCGCAGUAUAUCGGCGUGUGCGUACACACUUACGUAGCCUACGAGACUUGCGCAAGUUCGGCUAUAGGUACAAAAACCCCAAAGACGUACUUUCCAUGACGCCCGCAGAACUUCGGAAGCUAGAACAGCAGCACUUUCCAAGUCCAGCAAACACCUCUCGUCUCGCAGACCUGAGCGAUGAAGAGACUGACCAACAAGCCGAUGCCGCGCGGCGGUGGCUACUGGGUAUGCUCGACUGCCAUGACAAAGUGAUGACCCGGGAACACGAAAUAAGAAUGUUCAGAUUCGCCGUGGAGAAGCAAAUGGAAGAACGAGAGAGUGAUUGGACUGAUCUGGAACGACUUUACAUGGCACUCGCAAACAGCAAUCUCGCAUCGCCGCAAGAGCGAUUGCAGGCGGCUUUCGUGACCGUCUUUCACUUUGACUACCCGCAACACCGGCGAGAUGUUAAUGAGGUCGCCCAAAAGCUGGACGAGCGUCUGAAGCGUGCAUCUGACAUGGACGCCGGGAUAGAUGAGACACGCGAGGUUAUACUCGCCAGAACUGACUUCAUCCACGUCGACCAUUUCGCGUGCGCCAUUCCACUUUCACUACUCACCGUCACAGCUGACAACGCUUCUGUGGCCGAUGACAACGCCGGCUGCUGCCCAAUCUGCCAACACUCAUACACCUCAUUCCAAGAUUCCUCUAUCGUACAACUGUUAGGUGACUAUCCAGUGCGCAUAAAGCAAUGCGGUCAUAUCAUUGGAAAGUCAUGUCUAGAGCAGUGGAUGAGAACGCCAAAGAUCGACGAAGCAAAGUACCCACAUCGCACAUGUCCGUGCUGCCGUGUCAAGAUCGAAGGUGUGAAGUCGCCCUCAGUACCUCGCGGGCUACUGGAUCAUUUGAAGACCGACCGACGAGCCAUGGAGACAGUAAGAGAGUUGCUAUUCGGGUGUGAUAUGGACCUAGAGGAGUGUCUGAGCGCCAUCAGCGCGUGCAUGAGCGAGGAGAUCGCCUGCGAGGAGCUGGUGGCUGAGUGUGGACGGAAUGAUGGAGAGCAAGACAAUCAGGUACUGAAGGACAAACUUGCGAAUCUGGAGAAAGAGAAACGGGCCUGGGGAUUUAGGGGAGAUGGAAUUUGGAGAAGGCUGCGAGAGGAAUGGAUGAACAGCGGUGUUGUCCGGAGGGCUUGAGAAUGACAGUCAUGCCUCUGCAUGUUGCCGGGAGUUCUUUGGUACUGUUCGGACUUUCGGACUCAUACUCAACAAGAAACACAAUACUGUGGGCUCGGACGAAGGCAUGCGGAUCUCGUGGAUAUCGGAAAGGGCCGAACGAGCUGUUCGUGUCUAGGAGCUCUUGGCUCACGAGGCAGUGCAAGCUGAUGAGGCAUUUUCUUUCCAGCACUUCAGUCUAUCUCGAGUAUACUCCAUAGUACAUCAAGCUUCACGAGGAAGCUCGCUCAACAGCCAAGCAAUGAUAGAUCGACAUACCAA
Alternaria rosae is the source of this 1745-nucleotide messenger RNA. RefSeq lists its product as uncharacterized. Lineage: Eukaryota; Fungi; Ascomycota; Dothideomycetes; Pleosporales; Pleosporaceae. Bases 216 to 1445 code for a protein of 409 amino acids. The transcript has 2 exons. The record is from RefSeq and is a predicted model, not a curated record.